UCUGCAGAAAACGAAAUCUGAAAACGUACUCCCUAUGCUUAAUAGCGAGUAAGCAACCGACCUACCUGAUUUUCUCUUCCUCACUCGGCGCUGGGCGGCACACCUAUUAGGAUAUCAACGCCCACAAUCGAAGGAAGAACUCAAUCACACCCAUUCAUUCGCCGAGGAUCUCUGUACAAAGACAGGAGGAACCAGCAACUGUUGACCUUUAGGACUACCGUACUGGAUGUGUUUGAUGUGAUAUUGUUUUGGGUGAAAAUAGAAGUGAUUGUUAUCUGAAUAUUUUUGUUGUAAGAAGUGAAGAACACAUGAUCAGGUUUUGCAAUGGGGUCUGCAAACAUGGAGAAGAAAUGGUUGUUUCCUCUCGUGAUCAGUGGACUCAUUUGUGUAUUCCUUCUUGCAACCUCGUUCAAUAUGGGCCUCGUUUCUUCGUUACACAAAAUCAAUUCAAUUUUCUCUCUCUUUCCAUCUCGGGUUGCGAUGAAUCAAACAAGCUCUUAUUUUGCUGAAGCAAAACUUAAGCGAUCUCAACUUCCUCCCAGUGGUCCUUCCAUUCCACGUUUUGCUUAUCUAAUAUCUGGUUCAAAAGGUGAUCUUGAGAAGCUUUGGAGGACAUUGCAAGCACUGUACCACCCACGGAACUACUAUGUUGUCCAUCUAGACCUAGAAUCCCCAGCGAUCGAGAGGCUAGAGCUUGCGUCCAGAGUAGAGAAAGACCCUAUUUUUACCCAGGUUGGGAAUGUUCACAUGAUUACCAAAGCAAAUAUGGUUACUUAUAGAGGGCCCACAAUGGUUGCUAAUACCCUUCAUGCGUGUGCCGUUCUUCUUAAGAGGCACUCGGAUUGGGAUUGGUUUAUCAACCUCAGUGCUUCAGACUAUCCCCUUGUAACUCAAGAUGAUCUUCUUCACACAUUUUCUGAUGUGAAGCGAGAGUUAAACUUCAUUGAGCAUACAAGCCAUCUCGGCUGGAAAGAGAGUCAGCGGGCAAUGCCUUUGAUUAUAGACCCUGGCCUCUUUCAGAACACAAAAUCAGAUAUAUUCCCGGUCACACCAAAGAGAGAUUUACCCACUGCAUUUAGACUCUUUACAGGUUCAGCCUGGAUGAUCCUCUCAAGGGCAUUUGUGGAGUACUGCAUAUGGGGCUGGGAUAAUCUUCCAAGGACACUACUCAUGUACUACACAAACUUUGUCUCCUCUCCAGAAGGAUACUUUCAGACUGUGGUAUGCAAUGCCCCGGAAUUUGUGCCAACCGUUGUCAACAGUGACAUGCACUACAUAUCUUGGGACAUUCCGCCCAAGCAGCACCCACACACCCUAACGCUGAAUGAUACCGGGAAGAUGGUUGAAAGCUGUGCUGCCUUUGCACGAAAAUUCAAACACAACGACCCUGUAUUGGAUAAGAUUGAUGAUGUAUUGCUUCACAGGCGAAAUGGUAGCUUCACCCCGGGUGGUUGGUGUGGCGGUAACCCUCCUUGCUCCAAGGUUGGAAAUCCCACUGAGCUUAAACCAGGUGCUGGCGCUAAAAGGCUUCAACGUCUUUUAGGUAAACUAAUUUCAUCAUCAGCAAAUAUUAAUCAACCUCAAUGUAAUUAGAAUUAUAGUGAACUAUUCUUUCUGGUUGAGAGUGAACUGAAAAAAAAAUGAUGGGACUAGAAAGUAUGUGAAAAUAAGGUUGGGUAUAGAUAUGGCAAUUUUUACGCAUGACACUUUAGAAGAAAUUUUGCUGCUAUCUCACCAGACAUGCCCCAAUAUUU
Messenger RNA from Cuscuta campestris, 1754 nucleotides. Lineage: Eukaryota; Viridiplantae; Streptophyta; Magnoliopsida; Solanales; Convolvulaceae. The record is from the annotation of a GenBank genome assembly.